GUCUGUGCUGCUACCUAACUGUGAUAGGUACUUGUAUUGUAUUGUUUGUACAAUACAAUUUAUUUUUUAUAGUUCUUCAUUAACUGCUAAUUGAAACAAUGAAUAAUUUUAACGUUUUUACUUAAAUCAUAAUUUACAAUAGCCUCAUGAAUUUUAUAAUGUUUAUUAGAGCACCAUUAUUUUAGAGCUGCAUUUUAUGCAUAAUGGGAAGAUCGUGGAUCCUGUUUACCUUAAAAGUGUUGUGUUUGUUUGAGUUGUCUAAAACGUCCCACGUAACCGUUUAUCAAGGAGAUACCUUACCUCACCAUGGCAGAUGUGAACCUAUAACAAUUCCUUUUUGUCAACAAAUAAUAUAUAAUGAAACUAUUUUUCCAAACAUACUCAACCACGCCAAACAGGAAGAUGCUGGUCCCGAAGUCCAUCAAUUUACACCGCUACUUAAAAUUAAGUGUUCACCGGACUUAAAGUUCUUUUUGUGUUCCGUAUAUGCUCCUGUCUGUACAAUACUGGAUAAACCUAUACCACCAUGUCGACAUCUAUGUGAAUCUGCUAAACAUAACUGUGAUGAAUUAAUGCUUUUGUAUGGAUUUCCGUGGCCAGAACAUUUACAGUGUUCACGAUUUCCAGUAGCAACAGAUGAAAAUGUCAUAUGUGUUGGUGAUAAUAAUGCAACACGUGAAUCUUGGAAACCCAAUGAAGCUAAAUUGCCAAAAGUUGACUUCAAGUCUAACAUUGAAAGGGACCCAACCAAGCUCUUCAGAGCCAAAGAUUAUGGGUUUGUCUGUCCUGUUCAAUUUAAGGUGCCUAAAAAUUUGGAUCUAGAAUAUUCUUUGAAAGUUGGAAAUAAAAUUGAAUAUGACUGUGGAGCACCUUGUAAUGGAAUGUUCUUUACUCAAGAUGAAAAGAAUUUUUCUAGACUAUGGAUUGGAGUUUGGGCAACUCUGUGUACUCUAAGUUGUCUUUUCACAGUCCUUACGUUUCUUAUAGAUACUGAUAGAUUCAGAUACCCUGAAAGACCCAUAAUAUUCUUAUCUGUUUGUUAUUUGAUGGUAGCUGCAGCAUAUGUUAUGGGUUGGACUGCAAGUGACAGUAUUAGCUGUCAAGGUCCUUUUCCCUCAACAGUCAGUGGAACUAGACUUCCUAAUAUAUCCAUUAUUACACAAGGAACAAAACAUGAACCAUGCACUAUUCUUUUUAUGAUUGUAUAUUUUUUUAGUAUGGCAUCUAGUAUAUGGUGGGUGAUUUUGACACUCACAUGGUUUUUAGCUGCCGGUUUGAAGUGGGGUCAUGAAGCCAUUGAAGCGAAUUCACAAUAUUUUCAUUUGGCUGCAUGGGCAGUACCUGCCAUCAAAACUAUAUCAACAUUGGCAAUGGGAAAAGUUGAUGGUGAUAUCUUAUCUGGAGUAUGCUAUGUAGGACUGUGGGAUGCAGAUGCUUUAAGAGGUUUUGUCUUGGCACCAUUGUGUGUUUACCUAGUGCUAGGUACUAUAUUUUUACUAGCAGGUUUUGUGUCCUUGUUUCGUAUUAGAACUGUAAUGAAACAUGAUGGGACAAAAACUGAUAAACUAGAAAAACUUAUGAUCCGUAUUGGCGUGUUUGGUGUUUUGUAUACUGUACCUGCUUUAAUUGUCAUAGCAUGCUUGUUUUAUGAACAGGCACAUUUUGAUAGCUGGAUGAUAACAUGGCAUAGGGAUAUGUGUUCAUCUCCUCUUUAUUCAAUUCCCUGUCCAUUUACUCGUCAGGAAAUGGAACGUCCUAAGUUUGAAGUGUUUAUGAUCAAAUAUCUAAUGACCAUGAUUGUUGGUAUUACUUCUAGUUUUUGGAUCUGGUCAGGUAAAACAUUAGUCUCAUGGCAUCAAUUUUUUGAUAGAAUUAAAGGUAGAAGAGUUGAAACUUAUGUGUGAAAAAAAAAUUUACAUUUAAGGCUACUCAAUAAUUUUAAGUUUACAUGUUUUAAUAAGUAUAAGGCUGACUUUGUAAAUAAGUUACUCAUUAUUUUUUAUAAUUUGAUAUUCAUUAAUGAAUUUGUACUUUUAUUCUUAAAAAUCAAUAAAACUAUUUUUAUAUG
Messenger RNA from Diatraea saccharalis (sugarcane borer), 2068 nucleotides. Lineage: Eukaryota; Metazoa; Arthropoda; Insecta; Lepidoptera; Crambidae. The record is from the annotation of a GenBank genome assembly.